AUGGCCACCAACAGACUCGUGAACAAAAAUAUCCUCCUGUUAGGUGGAACUUCUGGCAUUGGUUUUGCAACCGCCGAAGCCGCAUUGGCCAACGGAGCCAACAUCACCAUCAGCUCUUCUUCGGAAGAGAAAGUGGCAAGAGCACUUAAGCGUCUGCGCGAAAGCAACCCAAAUCGAUCUUCUGCUAUCCGUACCUACGUUGCUGAUCUCAGUAUCAAAGAAAAGCUGGACACGACAGUCGAAGCCCUCCUCAAAUUUACUGCGGAGAUCUCUCCUAUAGAUCACAUUGUCUUCACUGCUGGAAACAUUCCGCCUCUUGCUUCGUUACCGGAGGCUUCUUUUUCCGAUCUUGAAGCCUUCAUGACCGUCCGAGUUUAUGGGGCUAUAGCCGUCGGCAAACAUGCUUUGAAAUACAUGGCUUUCGGCAAAGAAUCCUCUAUUACUUUAACGAGUGGAACCCAAGCUCGAAAGCCAUCUCACUGGCUUCCACCUGUUGUUGCUGGAUCCGUUGAGGGUCUCAUGAAAGGACUAGCAGUGACACUAUCGCCUGUGCGAGUCAAUGUUGUCUCACCUGGGCGUAUAAUAACGGAGCUCUUGGACCGCAUUCCGAAGGAGAUGCUCAAACAACAGUCAGAAAAGGCUAAAGAUUUGUCCCUCACCAAGGAUGUUGGAUAUCCUGCUGACACUGCCGAAGCUUAUUUGUAUCUGAUGAAGGAUUAUUUCGCUACGGGGUCGGUGGUCACCACUAAUGGUGGAGUUUUAUUAGUCUAG
This is a messenger RNA of Penicillium manginii, 771 nucleotides long. RefSeq lists its product as uncharacterized. Gene Ontology annotation, molecular function: oxidoreductase activity. Bases 1 to 771 code for a protein of 256 amino acids. NCBI's taxonomy places the organism in Eukaryota, Fungi, Ascomycota, Eurotiomycetes, Eurotiales, Aspergillaceae. The record is from RefSeq and is a predicted model, not a curated record. The transcript has a single exon.